Molecule: messenger RNA, 1594 nt
Organism: Hyla sarda
Lineage: Eukaryota; Metazoa; Chordata; Amphibia; Anura; Hylidae
Gene: GLT1D1
Product: glycosyltransferase 1 domain containing 1
Exons: 12
Coding region: 195-1232 (345 amino acids)
Molecular function (GO): glycosyltransferase activity
Source: RefSeq, a predicted model, not a curated record
AUUUCAGUGAGGGAUUGUGUACAUCUCAAUGGACAACGUGUGUUAAGGCUUCUGGUGAUCCGUGUACCCCGUACUCCACCCCUGGGUGUGGGUCAUGCAUGGGUCACUAAUGCCGCAGAUCCGGGUGUAUGACAGCUGCGAGACACCUGAGAUAGGAGAGGCAGAGGCCCCCGGGGGGGUGUGAGCUGUCAGCCAUGAAAAUCCUCUUCAUAGCCUGUCUGAGAGCCAACACCGGCAACUCCACCACCGCUGACAGGAUCAAGAGUCAUCUUGAAGCCGCAGGCCAUAAGUGUGAGCUCCAAGACGCGGCUGGAUUGCAGAGCCCAUUGAUGGUAGCAAAACUGAUUUCCCAAAGGAAAUUUGAUGCUGGACUGGCUAUCCAUGUGUACAAAGCGGGAAGAUUUCUUCUUGGUAGCAGAAUACCAUUUGGGGUAAUCUUUGGUGGGACAGACAUAAAUGAAGAUGUAAGAAAUGAAGAAAAAUUCCAGCUCAUGGGGCAUGUGCUUAACAAUGCCAGAUUUGCAGUUGCAUUUACGUGCAAAAUGAAGGAAGUUGCAGCAAAACAUUGGCCCCAAGCAAUAUCUAAAAUACACAUCCAACCUCAAGGAAUUCUUACCACGCCAAAUGUUUCUUUUGAUUUAGAAGCUUUCCUUCGCAAUGCAGGGAUGACGUAUAUCCCAGGAGAAUCACACAUUUUCCUGUUAAUUUGUGGUCUCAGAAGGGUUAAAGAUCCGCUGUACCUGGUUGAGGCUUUUGCAGAGUGGCAUGAAAGGGAACCAGGUAUUUGCUUGGCUAUUAUUGGGCCAAUGGUAGACCCAUUAUUUACAGAUGAAGUCAAAGGCCAGCUUCAUAAUGUUGAUGGAGUUCACCUCAUUGAUGAAAUACCACAGGCAGACUUACAGGCUUUGAUAAAAAGGAGCUUUGCGGUGGUGAAUAGCUCAUUGUCUGAGGGGAUGUCAGCGGCCAUUCUUGAGGCUAUGGAUUUGGAAAUACCUGUGCUGGCAAGGGAUAUACUGGGGAAUGCUGCAAUAAUAUGUCAUGAAAAUACUGGUUUACUCUUUUCAACCCCCAAGGAAUUUGUCAAACUGGCUAAAAGACUGAUGAGUGAACCAGAUCUGAAAAGGAAAAUUACCAAUAAUGCGAAGAACUAUAUUCGUUCUCACCAUUCAUGGGAGCUUGAAAGGGAAACCUAUCAAAAUCUUGUUCAAAUCUGUCUGGCUGAAGAACUUUGAAGUGAAACCCCGUGGAUAUAUAUGUAUUCCAGCUUCAUAAGACUGACAGGAUAGUUUCAUAUUGUAAAUUUAUGUUUUAGAACUUUUAAAUAAGGAAUGUUUGUAAGAUUUUUACCUGAACAGUUUUUAAAAAUGUGAAAUUUUUUUUGUUUUCAUAAAAAGUGUGUUAAAAGCAGAUUCUGUUUCUGUUAAAAAUGUAAUUUGUACAUUAUUCAAUGAAGGGAAUUUUAUUUUGCGUACAGAGAGUCAUGGGUAUCAUUAAAGAAGAAUAGAGAUUUUACGGUCAUUUAAGGAAUUUUUCAAAAAUAGAAACAGGUAGCUAAUUCCUUCCACUUAGCGUGCCCCAAGCUAUUUAAAGAGGU